Aspergillus fumigatus Af293 is the source of this 414-nucleotide messenger RNA. RefSeq lists its product as uncharacterized. Gene Ontology annotation, cellular component: TRAPP complex; Golgi apparatus. The record is from RefSeq and is a predicted model, not a curated record. The transcript is spliced from 2 exons. The coding region runs from base 1 to 414 and encodes 137 amino acids. NCBI's taxonomy places the organism in Eukaryota, Fungi, Ascomycota, Eurotiomycetes, Eurotiales, Aspergillaceae. Gene Ontology annotation, molecular function: protein binding.
AUGAUUGGCGACCUUGACGCCGCAAAGAAAGUAUACGAGGAAGCAGGCGUGCCCAAUCAGAGUAUCCUCAAACCGCUCCUCAGCAUGGCGGAAGGCCAGUACAACGAUGCAGUGGCCGAAUGGAGGGCACUUCUCGAGAACGGCGAAGAGGAAAAUGAUAAAGCCUUGAUUUCCCAGAAUUUGGCCGUCUGUUUAUUAUAUACGGGACAGCUGAAUGAGGCUCGUCAAAUUCUGGAGUCGCUGGUUGGUUCUAACCAUUCGUUUGGCAGUUUGCUCUUCAAUCUGUCCACAGUCUACGAGCUUUGCUCCGACAAGGCUGGUAUUCUCAAGACCAGUCUUGCCGAGUCUGUUGCCAAGCAGCCCAUCUCAGGUGAUCUCAAUCUUGAUCGGCCAAGUGCGGAUUUCAAGUUAUAA